AUGGUAUCUAUGUAUUCAUUCACUGCCCUUUCAUGCCUCGCUGUCGUAGGCAGGGUCUUUUCGAGAUAUAAAAAGCUCGGUCGCUUAGCUAUCGAUGAUUACGUUAUAAUCCUGUCUCUUGGCUCCGUAUUCGCCUACGUAGCGUGCUGGACGGCCGCCAUAUUAGCCGGUAGUGGCCGCCACCAGGCGACUCUGACCGUCGACGAAUUCCAUCGUUCUGUAUUCUACCUAAUGAUCGGCUUGAUCCCAGGAGUCCUGUCGCUCGCGCUACCCAAAUUCGCUGUCGUCAAUCUGCUCGUCAAGAUCCUCUUCCCAUCAACCCGGCACGUCCGGUUGCUUUGGGGCCUCGCGAUCGCAAACCUUGUCCUUAUGCUCGGUGCAUUCGGGGUCCGUUUCUCGGAGUGCGACCCGCCAGAAGCUCAAUUCACUCUAUAUGCCCCUGCCAAGUGUCGAAGCUCGACUGCCGUAAUAGUCUAUUCAGUUAUUGUGGGAUCAUUUUCCGCCGUGGUGGACUUCUACCUUGCUCUAUACCCAGCUGUAGUACUAUGGUCACUAAAAUUACAUCUGAAAAAGAAAUUGGCCCUUAGCGUGGCCCUUGGCUUUGGUGUUUGUGCUGGCUGUGCUGCUAUACGCAAAGUCAUGAUGGUGCCAGGUAUGGGAGACGGCAAAGACUAUACCUGUGAGCUCGCACAAUCCGCACGACUGUACAACACAGGCAACCUUACUGACAAAGUCUCGCAUGGCAAGAUGCUUCAGGGAGUCUCGUGA
Fusarium mangiferae is the source of this 768-nucleotide messenger RNA. RefSeq lists its product as uncharacterized. The transcript has 4 exons. Bases 1 to 768 code for a protein of 255 amino acids. NCBI's taxonomy places the organism in Eukaryota, Fungi, Ascomycota, Sordariomycetes, Hypocreales, Nectriaceae. The record is from RefSeq and is a predicted model, not a curated record.